Molecule: messenger RNA, 1666 nt
Organism: Ceutorhynchus assimilis (cabbage seed weevil)
Lineage: Eukaryota; Metazoa; Arthropoda; Insecta; Coleoptera; Curculionidae
Source: the annotation of a GenBank genome assembly
UUUCCUUUGCUCGCAAAGUGCAAACGCCAUUUUCAUUCUUGGAUGGUUUGGUUAGUAAGUGCCCAUUGGGUUUGUUGUUAGUUUUUUUUUGGAUUUCCCUUGCUUUGUCGCAAUUAAAAAGGUAAUUCCACCAAUAAUUAGGUUAAACACGUAAAUGUAAGUUACUCAAAUCCACGGUAAGAUAAUAAGCCUAUGUAGAAAAGUGUCCGGUUGGUAAAAAAAUAUGACACAGUUUCUACCUCCGAAUCUUUUGGCGUUGUUUGCCCCAAGAGAUCCUAUCCCCUAUUUACCUCCUGUGGCUAAGCUACCACACGAAAAAAAAAAUCGCGGCUACCUUGGAGUAGGAAAUUUUCUUCAUGGAUUCGAGGACCCUAAAGAUACUCCUCCACCUACCAGGGUGGAAACCAGGGAAGAAAGACUUGAUCGACGAAGAAGAGAAAGGGCAGAACAAGUUGCCUAUAAGUUAGAGCAGCAAAUUGCAGUUUGGGAUCCGGCCAAUGCUGCCAAUAUCACCACGGAUCCUUUUAAAACACUUUUCGUUGCCAGAAUAAAUUAUGAUACUUCUGAAUCAAAACUUAGAAGAGAGUUUGAAGUUUACGGGCCAAUCAAAAAGAUUGUGCUCAUCCACAACAAUGUUAAUGGUAAACCAAGGGGGUAUGCUUUUAUUGAAUAUGAACAUGAGAGAGACAUGCAUUCUGCAUACAAACACGCUGACGGUAAGAAAAUUGACGGCAAAAGGGUACUUGUAGACGUGGAAAGGGCUAGAACUGUUAAGGGGUGGUUGCCACGUAGGCUAGGUGGUGGUCUAGGUGGUACGAGAAGAGGCGGAGCUGACGUGAACAUCAAACAUUCAGGAAGAGAAGAUAACGAACGCGAACGUGAAAGGUAUAGGUUAGAGCGGGAAAGAGAAGAACGCGGUAUAACGGGAGGUAGAGAAAGAAACGAAAGACCCGAAAGAAACUUCGAACGAAGACGUUCACGGUCCAGAGAACGCAGAAGGCGUUCCAGGUCGCGUUCGCCUAGAAGAGACAAACGGCGCAGAAGCAAGGACAAAGUCAAAGAAGAUGUGGAUGAUUUGGAAAGUGUGCGGUCGAGGGAUAAGGAUAGGGAUAGGGAACGCGAUAGGACUGAUAGGGACAGGAAAAGGAGACGGUCUAGGUCAAGGGAUAAGGAUAGAGAAACAAGGAAAAGGGAAAGAAGGGAGAGACGUGAAAGAGAAAAGGAGGGCAAAUUGGAUUACAUCAAAACUGACGAUGGUGGUGAAAUUAGAGUUAAGGAAGAACCUGUUGAUGAUUAUGACUAUACAACAUAUAAUUCUCAUACAUUUGAUGACGCCGCUGUGAAAUAUGAAGAUGACAAUGAAGAAAAGUAUCAGCCGGAAAAAGAACAAUCAAAUGGUGCCAGAACUAGUAACAAUUAUCAAGACGAAUUUGAAGAAGGGGAAUAUUAAUAUUUCUUUUUAAUUAUUUAGGUAUUAUAGAGUAAGUAGCUUUAUAAUUGAAGAUGGCAAACUUUACAUUAUUAUAAUCGAUAUUUAGAAUAAAUAGAUUCAAGGUUUAAUAUAUUUCUGAAAUUUUUAAUUUGAAAUUAUUGCAUGUGUGUUGGUAUAGUAAUGAUUGUUUUAUUAUUAUAGUCAUAAAUCAAUAUUAAUUAUUGUGUAAUAUAA